AUGCUACAGACUCCAGUUCUUUAGUAAUCUCAUCAUAACAAUAAUUCUAGCAGUAUAAAUCGCAUGCAGCACUCUUAAAGCGCUAUCUAAUUAGCAAAUGGAGAAUAUCAUACAUAAUAAAACCAUAGAAGCAGGUUGUCUAUGGAUCACAAGUCAGGUGCAUCUUCAAUUAUUGAGAAAGAAUUCUCAUUUGCUAAUACUUAAUUUGAUAAUUAUGGUACAAAUCCAGGUUAAAAUGGAGCAGGGAACUAAAUAGAGCAAUAGUAAUUAAGCUCUAAACGAGUAGAAACAUCUCCAGGGUAAAAAAGCAAAUAAAAAGGGGAAAAUAAAAAGUUAUCAGCCAGAUCUAGGAUGUUUGAGGGAUAAAUGUCUGCUAGAAUGAAUAGAUCACCUGAUAAAACCUCUCAUUUGAAUAAAGUGUAUAAUUCACCUAAAAAUGAGAAAGCUGCAUAGCCCUCAAACAAAAUUAACUUUAUUUCUUAGCCAAGCAAAAUAGGUUCAAGAAGAAUCACCUAGAGUAGAGUUUAAUCCUCACUAAACUUAGAAAACUCCUCACAAGCUAAUUUAUCAGGAAUAAGCAAUGUAUUGAGCUCGCACUAAACUAGUGGUUCAAAUAUAAUUGAGCGCACAAGUGGUACAAAAUCUUCAUGCCGCUAAGUUUAUGUAAAUCUUAAGAAUUAAACAUCUCUUCAAGCAUAAUCAUAAUAUCAAAGUCAAUAACAUUCGAAUUCAUCAACUUAGAGAUCGUUGAAUAAUAAAAUGUUUAAGACAGCAAGGGAUUAGGCUAUGGCUUAGAUUAAAAAGCCUACAACUCAUGAGAAUGACAUCAAUAGAAGUCAUUUUAGCGGCUCAUAAUAAUCUGCAUAGGAUAAAAAUAUAUCUUCGACAAGAUUCCCUAUAAAAUCCCCUCGACCCUUCUUAGCAAACUCUGCUCUAAUGUCUCCAAAAGCUGCAACUCAUUAGAACAGAUAGAGUCAUAUUAGCAUGAGAAAUUAAGGAUCAUAAAAUAAAAGUUAAUUAAUAUCUCAAGAAUCAGAGAAAAAAAUACUCAAUUAAAGCUUAGUCUAGAAUUAACCUUAAUUAGAUGAAAAUAUUAUAAUCAGUAGUAACAACUACUAAUUUAAUAUAAAUACAAGAAAUAACUAAGUUGAGUCAGUUGAAAAAGAAAACACUCUAUCCGAGAUGAAAUCAUUCGAAAAUAUUAGAGAUUCCAUGAUGUUCUCAAUGGCACAAAAUUAGAGAAUUAAAGAAGAGGAUACAUAGAAUAUUUGUUUAAAGGAAAAAUAUGAAAUGGGCGACUUAAUAAAUAUCAGUAAGAUCCAUAACGAUGGUGAAGAAAGUGUAUUCUUGAAACUUGAAGAGUCUACUCUGAACUGUAACUAUAAUAUCUGCUCAAGCAAUGUAUCUCAUAUUAAUAACAUCCAAAAUCAUGUAUAUAGUGGCUAUCAUGAUGAAUAUAGCUAGAUGCAUCAAUCAAAUUUAAGCAUUAAUCAAGGUCAUGGAUCUACAAAACAAAGAAGAAAAAGAAAAGAAAGGUUAGGCUAAGAUGCCCUAAAUAAUGUUUUAACUACACAGAGUGACAAAGAAGGCACUCAAGAAUUUAAAUUAAAAUAAAGUGAUAAUUUCUACAAUGAUGAUUGUGUGUCUGGUAGUGAUAACAGAGUAUUUACUAAUUUCUCAUCAAAUAAUGAGGUAGAUACCAAUGAGGAAAGUCCAGCUGAUAAUUCUCUCAAUACAACCUAAGAGAUACCUUUACCUUAAUAAGCCCCUCCAAAACCUGAACCUAUAACCCAAAAUCUGGAAAAUAAUCGGGACAUAACUCUUGUAAAAAAAUGUAGUCAAAACUCAACUGUAAAAAAGGGUAAUGUAAUCCUAGAUGAAUCUCAAUUUAGUAAAAGUUCUUCUUAACGAGAUAAUUCUUAAUCUUCUAUUCUUAAAACACCAAGAUUGAUAAAUAAGAGUAAUCAAUAUAGGCAAAAGAAUCUUUCAACAUAAACUAAAUAGCAAAUGCCAAAUCAAAAGCAAUCUUUUACUAAUUCUCCUAAGCUUAGUUCUGCUAUUAAGAAUACAACAAUCACAAUCAUUAACAGUAAUAACAAUAUGCCAUUGCAAUUGACUAAUAUAAUUAAUUAAGGAAAGGAAAAAAUUGUAAAGAAAAAAGAAAUCUGCAUGAGAGAUCUUGAUGAAACUGAAACCUAUUUGAGGUUGGAGGAGCAAGUUAGAGAUUAAAUCAAGAAAUAAUAGCUAGAAAAGCAGGAGUCAUAAACUAGUUUUACUAGAGACUCAAUUAAUUCGAGCGCAAAUAAAAUAGAAAAAACUAAGAGAACUGUCCCUGCAAGAUAAAAGACUCCAGUAAAGCAAAUUUCAUUAGUUACAUCACCAUCAUCAAAUAGAUUAAAGAGGAACAGCACUAAUUUUAUGAAUCUCUCUUCAAGAUAAGAUAGUUUAAAUCUCAAAGCAAUAAGACAGCUAGAGAAUACGGCUGCCACAAAAAUACAGAGAUUUAUAAGAAGAAGAAAUAGUAGAGUGAUUAGGCCAUUAAGAGAGGGUAAGAAUACACAAGUUCAAACUGAGAUCUAAAAAUUAUCAGUCGAUUAAGCAAAAAGCAAAAUUAUGUAUGCGUGGAUCUUAAUGAAUAUGGCUUCUGCCAUUCAUAAAUAGAAACAACAAAGAAAUCAAUAACUCUCAGAUACUAUAUCUAUCUCUACAUUUAGAUCGAAGAGUAAUAGAAGGAAAUACUACAGAGGUGAUGGAAACAAGGGUAUUUAUGAGUCAAUAGAUUGUAGGAGUUAAGAAGAUUAUGUAAAGAGACUUGAACAGGAGUUAUAUGCUUCCUUAAUGAACAGCAUUUAAAACAAUGACAAUGAUAAGCUUAGACUAGAUAAGUGA
Molecule: messenger RNA, 2889 nt
Organism: Stylonychia lemnae
Lineage: Eukaryota; Ciliophora; Spirotrichea; Sporadotrichida; Oxytrichidae
Source: the annotation of a GenBank genome assembly